Molecule: messenger RNA, 330 nt
Organism: Brettanomyces bruxellensis
Lineage: Eukaryota; Fungi; Ascomycota; Pichiomycetes; Pichiales; Pichiaceae
Exons: 1
Coding region: 1-330 (109 amino acids)
Source: RefSeq, a predicted model, not a curated record
AUGAAGUUCAGUACUAUUUUGUUUGCCUCCUCUGCUGCUGCAUACAACACCACUGUUAUUGAGACCAUCACUUCUUGCUCUGGUGGUUGCACUCACACUAGUGGUGUUUUGAGUUCCGUCAACAGCACUAUUGCCAGCUCUCCAGCUACCUCAGCUGUCAGCUCAGUUGUUAGCUCCGCCCCAGUUAGCUCUUUGUCUAGCUCCAUUGCUGCUACGAAUGCUACCAACGCAAGCAUAAGCACUUUUGUUGGUGCUGGUGUUCCAGUUGGUCAUGCUAACGCCUAUGUUGCAGGUGCUGCUGCCAUUGCUGCAGGUGCUAUGUUGCUAUGA